Molecule: messenger RNA, 855 nt
Organism: Diuraphis noxia (Russian wheat aphid)
Lineage: Eukaryota; Metazoa; Arthropoda; Insecta; Hemiptera; Aphididae
Product: carboxypeptidase E-like
Biological process (GO): peptide metabolic process; protein processing
Molecular function (GO): metallocarboxypeptidase activity; zinc ion binding
Source: RefSeq, a predicted model, not a curated record
ACUUAUAGUAUUUAAAAUUUUAUUUCAGGAAUGCAAGACUUUAACUACUUAUCUUCCAAUGAUUUUGAAAUUACCUUGGAGCUGGGUUGUGACAAAUAUACAAAAGAAAGCGAACUAGAAAAUGAAUGGAACAGAAACAAAAAUGCACUUAUCAAUCUGAUUUGGCAGUCACACAUAGGAAUUAAAGGAAUAAUUGAAGACGCAGUUACGUCAAAACCAUUAGCAAAUGCAUUCAUAAAAGUGGUAAAUGUUACUGACGGCCAACUGUCACCAAUCUUGCACGAUGUAACUUCCGUUCAAGACGGAGAUUAUUACAGAUUGCUCACAGAUGGGGAUUAUCACGUCACAGCUUCCAUGGAUGGAUACUUAUCUUCGACUAAAUUGGUUACUGUCAAAAAUAAACACCAUAACGAAGCGAAAAUAAUUAACUUUGCGUUGCAACCGAUAAUUUUACCCAGUAAUAAUAAUAAAAAAAGAAAGCGUUCUGCAUAUUCGAAUUCAAUCACUGAUGAUAAACUACAUAUGUUUUAGUACGAAUCAAUCUUCUUUCAACAUUAAUGCCUAUACAUCCUAAUUUGGCACAAUAUACAUAUAUUAUAAUUUAUCAAUAAAUAGCAAUGAAGAGUCUAUAUAUUAUUAUGUCAAUACUAGAACAAUUUUAUUACGUUUGUCUUUAGAACAGAAUAGAUGUAUAGUCGAACAGACUAUAGAAGUAUAAUAUAACUAAUAACUAUUUAAUUUAAUUUAGUUUCAAUUACAGAGUUUAACUAAUCCCUGGAAUUUAUACUUCAUUUGUUGAGUUUUUCUUUUGUUAUUUAAAUGUAAAACGUUUGUGAAAAAUAUUAUGGGAUCAUA